UUGUUAUUUCAAACGGUAGUGUUUUGGUUGGGCUUUCACCAGUACGUGCGGAAUGCGGUGUUUGUGCUGUUGUUAGGCUGUUGAUAUGUAGUUGUGUUGCUAGAUUUUUACUUUACUUUAGUGAUCUUUGAAAGAACAUAUUUUUGUUGGAUUUAAAUAAAAAAUAUUCAUCGUUUUCGAGCAGUAAACGGCGUGAUGAUGAGAAAAUAUCAGCAAGUAUUUGAUAUUAUUACGAAGCGGAGGUGAUAAACACUGCCUAGCGUACUCGCCAUGGAGUCCUGUUUUUCAACCCCAGGCUGAACUUGCCAAAUGCGUGGCUCUGAGCAGUCACUUGCUUUGCUUGAAAACCCAUCGUAGUUUGUUCAUCAGCUUUUAUCGUAAAAAUUGGCAUUUCAUCGUCUGUCUGUUCCCCUUCAUUUUGAAAGACAAUCCUCAACCUCGGCACUGGACUUCAACAGCAGCCAGUCAUCAAAAAAUUAACUUUUGCAUAGAAAUGCCUAUAGAAAUUCAGAAUUAUAGAGAGAGUUUAAUUGCCAAGCAGCUUUCACAUUUUCGAGAAAAAAAAGUUUCGUAUACCAAGAAAAAAACCAACAAAAGCAAAAUGGAUUCAAUUGUGGGAUCACCAGUGUUCAAGUCGUUCCUAGCUGGGUCUUUCAGUGGUACCUGCUCUACCAUAUUAUUCCAACCAUUGGAUCUGGUGAAGACGCGUCUCCAGUCAUCUGUAAUUAUGGACGGGGCAAGCGGUAGUAUGCUGAGGACAUUCAAUAAUGUUGUUCGCAACGAACACAUUCUUGGAUUGUGGAAAGGAAUGGUGCCUUCCAUUUCAAGAACAGUACCUGGUGUUGGCAUGUACUUUUGUUGUCUUCAAAUGUUGAAAAACACAUUUGAUUGUCACAAUCCCGGUCCUCUCCAGGCAAUAGGUCUUGGUGUUGUCGGGCGGUGUUUUGCAGGCGCAACACUAAUUCCAAUCACCGUUGUAAAAACACGCUUUGAGAGUAAAGUGUACAACUAUCAGAGCCUUGUUGGGGCCCUCAAGAAGAUUUACACAACUGAAGGUGGAAAGGGUCUUACAAGUGGACUGUCGGCUACUCUACUGAGAGAUGCGCCGUUCUCGGGCCUCUACUUGAUGUUCUACACUCAGACGAAGAAGAAAAUGCCAAUAGAUGUAGACAGACGUUACACACCAACACUCAACUUCGCCAGUGGAAUCAUCGCUGGAGUAUUGGCAUCAACAGUUACUCAACCAGCAGAUGUAGUGAAGACACGAAUGCAGCUCUACCCAGAAAAAUACAAGACCAUUUCGGUAACCAUUCGUAAGAUCAUGGCAGAGGAAGGCGCUAAGGCCAUGUAUACGGGACUUGUACCGCGUUGCUUAAGGAGGACCCUAAUGGCCGCUAUGGCAUGGACCGUCUACGAACAGGUGAUGUCUACCUUUGGACAAAAAUGAGGUGGUUGCUGGCAGCACCAGAGAUUAAAUAAUCAGUAUAAUUAUGAGAUUGUUGAUAUGUUGAUCAUUGUGUGUGGAAAAGCUUUAGAAGGGUUAAUAAUAGGCAGAAAUUGAUUAAUCCAUCAUUAGCUGCUAUGUACUGACCGUGACAUGAAUGGACAUUUCAGUGAUGCUUAUUGUAGAUAGAAUAAGAUGAUACUGUCAAUUUUAUUAUUCACUUAAAAUAACAAAUAUAUAUUCAUGUCAUAACUUGGACAUGAUUAAUGAACUAAGGUGCAGAUUUAUUGCCUUUCAUUUACUAUUAACCUAUGCAGCACUAUAAUUUUUAUUUACUAUAUAUAAUUAUAUUUACAUAUAAUAACAGAUCAAUAUGUAUAAUAUGUAAUAAAAUAUUAUUCUUUACAACAGUGUCUUCAGUAUUCAUAACUGCUGUAUAUUCAAGUAUUUUUUUGUUUUAACCAGAUUGAAAAAAAAAAAUUUGGUUAAAAAAAAAACAAUACAGUAUCAAGAAAAAAGAUUAAGGAAGUAUGGCCACAAGUAGAUUUUAAGAAAAUCAUAAGAAGCAGUUCAUUAUCAAUCUUCAAGGGUGACAAUGGUCUUUAUUUUUAGUCGGUAUUAAGAAUUGUGCAUAUUUUUCUAGUUAAAAAUACACACACACACCUUAAAUAAGAUUUCUGUAGGUAUGGCGUUGAUAGUUAUGUUGUAUUUUUCAAUGAGUAAAGAACUUGUGAAAACUUAAGCAUUAGGAUAAUUUUAAGGGUUUGUGUCAGUACUUUAUUGUCCUUUUAUACACUAGAAGCAGAUUUUUGCAAAUAUGAAUUUAUUGUAAUUAAAAACCUGUACUUUAUUUAUUUAUUUUUCUUAAGGAUUCGGUACUUUCUGAAGUACUGUAAUUGUUUAUAGUGUAAUAUAAUAGUUGGGCAUAUUUUACUUUUUUAAAUUGUGUGUUUAUUUUAUGUUAUUGAAUAUAUUUGUCAAGUACAGUAACUAAGUAUUGGAAUUUAAGGGUAGGUCUUCUUUAGAGAAUAUGUACUGAAUAUGUUUUGAUGCUAAUAUGUUAAUGUAAAUAAAUGUACAAUAUUUAUGUACUAUGAAUAUGAAGAAGUUGACCCAGGCUCAGUAGCUGUUAAAGACACCUUUAUAUAUUGGUUGAUACACCUGUACUUUUUGAAUACUUGUGAUGGACCAGAUCAAUGAAUUUCAUAAUCUUGAUGUUAAGAAUUUUUGUGGGUUUGACUUGUGAUUAGCGCAAGUUACGCGGUCCAACUUACGAAUCUAAUUUAGGAAUCUAAUUUAUGUUCAGUAGUUAAGUGUUUUCCAAUAAAAUUACAUUCUCUUGCCUUAAAA
Molecule: messenger RNA, 2794 nt
Organism: Anneissia japonica
Lineage: Eukaryota; Metazoa; Echinodermata; Crinoidea; Comatulida; Comatulidae
Product: mitochondrial glycine transporter A-like
Exons: 8
Coding region: 494-1447 (317 amino acids)
Biological process (GO): glycine import into mitochondrion
Cellular component (GO): mitochondrial inner membrane; mitochondrion
Molecular function (GO): glycine transmembrane transporter activity
Source: RefSeq, a predicted model, not a curated record